GCUUCCUAAUUAUUUAGUGCCAAGUGCCGCCGAGUGUACCCCGCGAGUUCGCACACCCCCCACACACACCUACACGCACUAGCGAGAACAUAAAACGCAAUUUUGUAUUAGAUUUAAUUUGACUCGCACACUUGCGCGUCGCUGUGUGCGUGAGGAAGUACCGCUUUCUACGCACAAAUUGAUUACGAUCGUCGCCGAAAAGAGGAAUUUGCAUACACGUGGAACCUUUUUCUCUUUCUCUAAAAAAAAUCAAUCCAUUUCCCGCGCUCAUCGCUCGUGUUUUGUUUCUUAAUUUGUCAGCACGCGUCUUGGAAGUUUAAGUUUGUCUAUGGUCAUGCGUGAUAGUGUAGGGCUACAUACUAGCAUGCAGGUGGGUGCAUGCCAGUGCGGCCGGGUCCGCCCGUCGCGGCGCCGCGUCGUCGAGUGAGAGCGCGAUUUAAAAACUAUACGAACCCGCGCAGCGAGCGCCAGCCCGUAAUACCACCCCCCGCGUAAUGAUUUUUUGGCGAUGAAUUUAUAUUCGCGCGCGAGCGGUGCCACUUUUUCGACCCCCUAAAACCCCCUCCCCCCGCUCAUUAACGCAACCCAGAUAUGCAAUUCUGAUCUUUGACGAGGAGGCUGUAGUGUCGGCGGGCGCCUCGUCGGGAGAGGUGCCCCGUUUUGUUUUUUCCCGCCCGGCUUCAUUAUUGAUGGCAUCGGGACGGUAAUGCGGAAGCAUGUGUGAACGUUUCAUUACAAAAGGUGGACGCCGCUCGUGUUAAUAUUGCAGACCGGCCGGACCCGACCGGACGGGUGGACGCCUCCGCAAAAAAAACUUUAUAAAUAAAAAAGAAUAAUUGGCGCAAUUAGUUGUCCGGUGCGAAGAUUCGAUUUUAGAGAAUUUGAAAUUUUAAGUUUGGAACGCGUGGCGCGCAACUAUCGCGUGGCUAAAGUUUCCGAAGUUCGGUAAACUUCUCACGUGCGUGUGUGCACGGCGGACAGUUGACGGAGUUCGCUCGGACUGAAUUUUCGCGUCGCGCUUUUCCGAUUAUUUUUAUUGGCGGGCUUUCGGCGGACAUUGACUUGUGACUUUGUUGGAGUUUUUGUUGAUUGUUUUUUGUUGUUAUCAUUUUUGGGAGUGAGCGACUACUGCAACGAUUUUGCAAACGGAACCAGCUAAAGGCUUGUCAAAAUUAUUAAGGUCGCACACACAUGACUCGCUAACCACAACCAUGGCCGACACGCAGCACUUCUGUCUGCGGUGGAACAACUACCAGAGCAGCAUCACCAGCGCCUUCGAGAACCUUCGCGACGAUGAGGACUUUGUGGACGUGACGCUGGCUUGUGAUGGGAAGAGUUUGAAGGCGCACCGGGUAGUGCUUUCGGCCUGCAGCCCGUAUUUUAGGGAGCUAUUAAAAUCAACACCGUGCAAACACCCAGUGAUCGUCCUCCAAGACGUGGCGUUCACGGACCUGCACGCCCUCGUGGAGUUCAUCUACCACGGCGAGGUGAACGUGCACCAGCGGAGUCUCUCCUCCUUCCUGAAGACUGCUGAGGUGCUGCGGGUCUCCGGGCUUACGCAGAACGACGAUGCUCAGGGGCCCCUGGUGCAGAGCCUGGCGCGCGCCGCCGCCGCCGCCGCGUCCCCGCACACCCCGCCCCCGCACCCCGCGCACGCGCACCCCCACACCCCCUCCUACACCGAAAAGCUCGAAGAAGCGCUCCUAUCCCACCCCCAGCACUCCAGCAUCCAGCACAUGAUGCGCCGAGUCUCCCUCCCUCCCCGCCGCAUGUCCCGCUCCGCCGACAACUCCCCUGACAUCAUCAAGCGCGCGCGCCACGACAACAACAACGAAACACAGAUCCACGCAGCCGACUUCUCUACUAAGAAUCACUCGAUCAUCAACAACACGAGAGCCCAUGAGCCUGGAAAUAACGGGAACGGGAUUUCCAAUAGCAGCUCCUCGCCGUCGCCGAGACUUAUGGAGGAGGUCAAGAAUGAGCCUCUGGACAUGAUAUGCGGCUCCAACGCUGAUAUUGACCGGAGUACGGAUGACACGCCGCCGCAUCACAGACCACUCGGUGGGGGCCCACCGUCACGCGGCAGUUCAGCCGAAAACGACGACCGCACGCCGCCGCCCCAACUGCCACCGUCGCCCUUCAUACAACCGGCUGACACGAAACUUUUCGCGCCCUCUAACACCUACAACUUCAGUAUGGCGGCACUCACGGAACAUCCAUCAUUGCAAGGUCUGCAGAGUCCGCUGGCUCCCGACGGCAUGGCGAGCACUUCCCAAGUGGGCCCGCUCGGGGCGGGGCACCGCUGCGAGGUGUGCGGCAAGCUGCUGUCGACGCGGCUCACGCUCAAACGGCACACGGAGCAGCAGCACCUGCAGCCGCUGCACUCGGCGCGCUGCUCGCUCUGCCACAAGGUGUUCCGCACGCUCAACUCGCUCAACAACCACAAGAGCAUCUACCACCGGCGCCAGCGCGGCGCGCCGCCGCCGCCGCCGCCGCUGCCGCUGCCCGCGCCCGGCGCGCCGCAGCUCCAGCCCCAGAACCUUUCCAACGUCGACGCCAAAAUCAAUCCCAUCGCGUCCCAACACCACAACAUAGACUUCUACAAGUUCAAAGAUCAAUUCAACGUCUAAACAAACAAUUAUCACAUUUAUUUUUAUAUCUUUUAAACGUCUCGUUGAUAUUCGUUGAUAUUUUAUUUUAAGAUUUAUUAAUUAUACACUUUUUUGAUGAGAACUUUGAACUUGGUAGUUGUAUGUUUGUGACCAUGACAGUGACUUAUCAUCACAAUGAAGCCGAGAGCUUCCUUUGACAUUCCAAAUGUUACAAGGGAGGGUGCGGACCCGCGGGACCGCGCCCACAGUGCAAUACUGCGGUAUGUGACUAUUCCUGAAUUAUACACUAUGUUAAAUGUGUGACAAUAAGGCGAAGAGAAAAAUAUUUUGAGAAAAGAUUAAUAUCUUGGUGCUGUAAAUUUAUAUAUUAGGCUUAAAUUAAAAAAAGAAACCGUGUUCGUGUAAGUAAACUAACUAAAGAGGCAUAUUGUUUUCAACCUUGUGUUCAUUUUUCGGCGUUUUGCAAUUUAUUUAUUCUGUAAUUUUACCUACAUGAUCUCACUCUUAGAUAUUUAUACGAGAUUACUAAAAUGCUAUUUAAAAAAAAUUAUACACAAUUAUAUAAUUGGCUUAUGAGGCUUUUCAAAUUCACUUUAGUUUUAAGUGAUUUUGUUAUCCGUAAGACUGAAAUCAGAACAUAGCACCAGCAGAAAGAUAAAGUAAGGGUUUAUUUUUUAACUAAAUUCAACCCGCAGAAAGCACAGGUCACUAAUAAUACCGGACUUUUACCCAACAAUACUGAAAUAGACAUAUUUAAUGACAUACACAUACACAUUAAGGUAACGUUAUAAUAUUUAUUGCUCGCUUACUCAUUCGGUUUGAAUUUUUCUUGUUUUACUUUCUUUUUUAGAUUUAUUUUAAUUUUUAUGUCUUUUAAUUGUACACUGCCACACCAGUGAGUCUUUAUUUCUUGAAAUAUAAUUUAAAAUCGAUGCAUAAACACUUUGCGAAGUGAAUAUCGAGGUGCCAUCUAUGAAGGAAUGAUUAUGGCUACAUAGUUAUGUUUUAGUUUAGUCAGAAUUAGUUAUAUCUAAACUAAACUUUUAUUACGACUUGUGUUCAUUUCAAAUUAUUAUUGUUGCGUUUUUCCUUGUUUAGUGUAGUGUUUUUUUACG
Cydia amplana is the source of this 3727-nucleotide messenger RNA. It is a transcript of the gene br, whose product is annotated as broad-complex core protein isoforms 1/2/3/4/5. Gene Ontology annotation, molecular function: protein binding. The record is from RefSeq and is a predicted model, not a curated record. Gene Ontology annotation, biological process: regulation of transcription by RNA polymerase II. The transcript is spliced from 8 exons. Lineage: Eukaryota; Metazoa; Arthropoda; Insecta; Lepidoptera; Tortricidae. Bases 1212 to 2630 code for a protein of 472 amino acids. Gene Ontology annotation, cellular component: nucleus.